AAGUUCAGACGACACAAUUGUAGCGAAACCUCAAUUUUGGUGACCUCAGUUUGUCUUUAAAAAAUAAACCUCUAGAAUUAUCUCAACCUGUCGAAGUGUGUCGAAGUAUGAUUGCGUCGGUAAAUGGUGGUUGGUUUAAUUGGCUUUCGAAUGUUUCUGUAGAUAUUUUUGUCAAUGCACCAUCAUCAAAAUAAAAUGAAAAUGAUUUAGAUUUGUGGUGGAUAAUUAAUGUGAAAAGAUUAUAAAAGAUACGUCAACAACAUGGUGUUCAGCGAUUGUCCAGACGUUGAAAGCAUUGGUUGCGGCUUUAACGCUUUUAAAGAAAUAGACGAAGUGACAAGUCUAAUCGAAGAAUUGAAGAAGCCAGACACACCGUCAUGUAUUAUCGAAAAAAAUGUAGAACGAUUCAACUUCAUUUUAACGCAAUACCAAGAUCAGCCUCAUCUUCUCGAUGCAUAUCUUGAAAACAUUUUGGCAUCCAUGCUGUCUGUGAUAAGAGAUGAAAAUAUACCAGAGAGUGACAAACAUGUUGUAUUUAAGUAUCUUUUUAUUGUCAUGUCCGUCAAGAGAUACAAAAAAGUUGUGAUAUAUCUUCCACAUGAGGUAACAGACCUUCUACCUGUUUUACGUAUGCUGGAAAAACAAGAUCCAGCUGAUCUUCAGACAUGGCAAACACGUUAUGUUCUUCUGAUAUGGCUGUCAAUAAUUUCUAAAAUACCAUUUCCAUUAUCGCGUCUGGAGACAUCAGAUACUGUAGCACCAGAGCAAACAAUUAUAAUUCGAAUAUUAAAAAUCUGCAAGUUAUAUUGUUUGUCAGCGGAUUCAUGCUCUACAGCUGCAGUAUUUUUGAUUGCAAACUUUUUGACACGGUCGGAUGUUAAAAAAUUGUAUUUGGAGGAAAUGAUCACUUGGUGUUUUGAGUGUUUAGAAUCUGAUUCUUCAAAACAUGGACCUUUGGCUGUACUGUCAUCGAUAUUGAAACAUUGUGCCCGAGAAGAUUUAAAGCCUUAUAGUCAAAUGAUGCUUGAUAAGGUGCUGAAGCUACAAUUAAGUGACAAUGGAGCAGUUCUUGUUAGAAAGUUUGGGAUUAAAGUCAUACAACGUAUAGGGCUUGUUUUACUAAGAACAAAAUUGGCACCCUGGCGAUAUCAAAAGGCAAGUAAACCAAUCAGUCUUCUCCCAAAAGACAAUAAAAUUACCAUUCCUGAAAUUGUGGGUGAUACAAAAGAAACGGUCGUCAGUGACAAUGACGAUCAGGAUAUUCCACCAGCUAUAGAAGAAAUUAUUGAACAACUUAUUCAAAGUCUCCGUGAUAAAGCAAUAACAAUCAGAUGGUCUGCUGCCAAAGGUAUUGGUAGAAUUACUGGACGAUUACCAAUUGACAUGGCAGACGAUGUUGUUGGAUUUGUAUUAAACUUAUUUUCUGGUCGUGAAUCUGAUUGUGCAUGGCAUGGAGGAUGUUUAGCACUGGCUGAAUUGGGAAGGCGAGGGCUGUUACUACCUCAUCGUUUGAAAGAUGUAAUUCCAUUAGUUCAUCAAGCAUUAGUAUUUGACGAGCCACGAGUUUACGGCUCUGUCGGAUCUAUAAUUAGAGAUGCUGCAUGUUAUGUUUGCUGGUCCUUUGCCCGAGCUUUCGAGCCCCAUGUUUUUGAACCUUAUGUGAAAGAAAUCUCGGCUACAUUAGUAGUAGUUACCGUAUUUGACAGAGAGAUAAAAUGUCGUCGUGCAGCAUCAGCAGCAUUUCAAGAGAAUGUGGGAAGACAGGGCAACUUUCCCCAUGGUAUCGAUAUUGUCACCGUGGCUGAUUAUUUUGAAGUAGGAGUGCGGAGCCACGCCUACCUCAAAAUAAGUGUUCACAUAGCACAAUAUGAGGAAUACACAAAGCCUUUAAUAGACCAUUUAGUUGCAAGAAAAAUUGGGCAUUGGGACACAGCAAUAAGAGAACUUUCAUCAAAGGCCCUUCACAAUUUAACACCUAGAGAUCCACAAUACAUGGUGAAAGCGGUAUUGCCGAGUCUUUUGGAAAUGAUAAAUUCAAUAGAUUUAAACACACGGCAUGGCGCAGUUCUAGGGACAGCAGAAGUUUUACAUGCAUUAUUUAACAAGUAUAAUGACACUAUUGAAAAUAUUAUUGGGGAAGAAGCCGUUCAUCAAAUAGAAAACAUUGUACGGUCAUUCAGAAGUCGAGGACAAUUUAAAGGUCUUGGAGGAGAGCUUAUGAAACAAGCGUGUGCUGUGCUAAUUAAAAAAUGUGCUCUUGUUCACUUUCCCGUCCAUUCCACAGAAGUAAUAAGUGAGUUGUCAAUUAACGAACGAGUUAUAUUAGAUGACUGGCAGAGUUUAUUGGAAGAAUGUUUAAGUCAUGAGAUAACUGCAGUAAGACUGAAAGCAGCAGAGACUCACACUGAUUUUUUCAGCGAAUUUUACAUAGAUUCUCAUAUAAGUAAUAAUGAUUGUAACAAGAUUAUCAAUCGGUAUCUGGAUAAUCUUCGAUCCAAUAGCCAGAUCGUCAGAGUCGGAUUCGCGCAAGCUAUAGGUUAUUUUCCAUUACCCAUCCUACGGAGAAUGGCCAAAAAUAUUAUAGAAGCUCUUAUCAAAUGUUCACACAUAACCGAAGAAACUAGCAAGUGGGCUGAAAGUCGUAAGGAAGUCUUAAAUUCUUUGACCAUGAUAUGUCAGACUUUAGGAGUCAGUGAAGCAGAUACAUGGAAACCUUACAUCAAUGACCUUUACGACUGUUAUUUGCUUGCGCUUAAAGAGUACACAAUUGACAGCCGCGGAGAUAUAGGUGCCUGGGUACGAAACGCAGCUAUGUCUGGUUUAUGUGUACUAACGAAUUUAGUAUUACGAGGAAAUCUUUCUUUGAUGUUGACUGAACCACUAAUGACAAGUGUCAUCGGAGGUAUAGCACAACAGGCUAUUGAGCGAAUCGAUGGAAUUCGAGCACAAGCAGGCGCCAUUUUCAGUGGACUUAUACACAGUGAGCCGGAACUUCCUAAUAUUCCGUAUCACAAAGAACUGAAGAAUAUUUUUCCUCGAGAUGAGUGCAACGAAAGCAUCAACUGGAAAAUGGAAUGCACUACAUUUCCACGUUUUGUUAAAAUGCUGAAAUUUCCACCUUAUGUAACUUAUCUCUUACGAGGAAUUAUAUCCAGUGUCGGUGGCCUAAGUGAAUCCCUGGUAAAAUACUCGAGCGUAUCGUUAUUUUCUUAUCUGAAAGAAAUUGAUGAACAAAGUUUGCAAGAAAUAUGUAAUAGGGUAUUGAACAUUUUCGAGGAAAGUCACAAAAACGAAAGAAUGAUCACCUCGUUACUUGCUUUCCUGGAUCGACUAUUGAGUUCUGGAUGUCUCCAAGUUAUUCUUGAUAACCCCAACAGUGAGAUUCCGGAACGUCUUUUAACGUUAUUAAUUAGGGAACGAAAACACAUUAACAACACGAAGCUUCUGACCAACAUUAUACAAGUAUUGUGUCAGCUUUUACAGGUACGAGGACCUGCUGGAAAAAAGGCCUUCUUUCAGUUAAGUAUAUUCUUAUGUAAUAAGUACAAAUGCUUGAGAAAAGUUACCGCUAUGCAUAUGUACGAAGCUUUAACUCUUUAUGGCGAAGAUAUGGACUUAACAGAGGAUGAGCUACAAAGCAUUUUAACAGAAUUAAAUGCGACCGAUUGGGAGCAACAAGUAUCGGAUCUGCGAACAAUUAGGAAUAAUCUCUGCAAUUUGAUGAAAGUCCCUGUACCAGUUGUACAGAAAAAAACAAACUCAUGAAACACCUAUUUCCAUCGGCUUCGUAAUUACUGUUAAUUAUUCACAUAAUAUUUGCCAACCUUCAAUUCCAUUAAAUCGUAACGCUUAAUUUAUAUGCUUGAGGUAUGAAUGUCUUUUUUUUAAUGCCGUUGUCGCGUUUAUAUAAUUAAUAUGGAAAAUGAAUAAAAAUUAUAAAACUUGCUGGAAGCUUGUUAACAAUUUUAUUUUUGUAUUAACUUCUGACCGUUUUCCUGAACACAUCGGUACGAAGAUUAUUGUACAGAUAAAGACACUUGUUUAGCA
Molecule: messenger RNA, 4047 nt
Organism: Orussus abietinus
Lineage: Eukaryota; Metazoa; Arthropoda; Insecta; Hymenoptera; Orussidae
Gene: TBCD
Product: tubulin-specific chaperone D
Exons: 18
Coding region: 262-3765 (1167 amino acids)
Biological process (GO): tubulin complex assembly; adherens junction assembly; post-chaperonin tubulin folding pathway
Cellular component (GO): lateral plasma membrane
Molecular function (GO): GTPase activator activity; beta-tubulin binding
Source: RefSeq, a predicted model, not a curated record